Sphaerodactylus townsendi is the source of this 4651-nucleotide messenger RNA. RefSeq names its product uronyl 2-sulfotransferase (gene UST). Gene Ontology annotation, cellular component: membrane. The transcript is spliced from 8 exons. Bases 352 to 1569 code for a protein of 405 amino acids. NCBI's taxonomy places the organism in Eukaryota, Metazoa, Chordata, Lepidosauria, Squamata, Sphaerodactylidae. The record is from RefSeq and is a predicted model, not a curated record. Gene Ontology annotation, molecular function: sulfotransferase activity.
GGCGGGCCGAGAGUGAGAGACGCAAACAACUUUUCGCCGCUAGUGGCGAACACCGGCCCGCCGCGCCUGAGCUGUAACCCGACACCGAAGCCGCGGGAGCGAAAAAGCGGCGGCGGCGAAGGAGGAGGAAGACGGGAAGAAAGGAAGGCAACCACGCCAAGGAGCCGCCGCGGGGACAGUGACCGCCUCCAGCCGCGCCUAGAGGCGGCCGUCGAUGGGCAGAAGAGGAGCCGUUUGAGCGCCCGGCGAACUUUUCCCCUCUCGAGCGCCGGGCAGGAGCAGGCGGAUGGAGGAUGCUUCCUCCCCGGCGGGCUGUGUGAGCAAGAGGCGGCGGCGGAGGAAGCGCAGACGAUGAAGAAGAAGCUGCUGCCCCCGCCGCCGCCUCGGCUCCAUGUGCCCCCGUCGGCUGCGGGGAGUCCCGGGCCGGGAGCGGGUUGGCGGCGGAGGCGGCCCCUGUCGCUGCUGCCUUUUCUGUCCCUCCGCGACUACGGCUUCUGCAUGGCCGUCCUGCUGUUCUUCUGCCUCGGCUCCCUCUUCUACCAGCUCAACGGGGGCCCUCCUCACUUUCUGCUGGACCUGAGACGCUAUCUGGGAAAUUCCACUUAUUUGGAUGACCACGGUCCACCUCCUCGUAAGGUUCUUCCAUUCCCUAGCCAAGUGGUAUACAACAGAGUUGGAAAGUGUGGAAGUCGCACAGUGGUUUUGCUGUUAAGAAUUUUGUCUGAGAGACAUGGAUUCAACUUGGUUACAUCAGACAUACAUAACAAAACCAGACUGACCAAGAAUGAACAGAUGGAACUGAUUAAAAAUAUAAGCACUGCUGAACAACCCUAUUUAUUCACUAGGCAUGUUCAUUUCCUCAACUUCUCAAGGUUCGGAGGAGACCAACCAGUAUACAUCAAUAUUAUUAGAGAUCCCAUCAACCGUUUUUUAUCUAACUAUUUUUUCCGUCGAUUUGGAGACUGGAGGGGAGAGCAGAACCACAUGAUCCGCACACCAAGCAUGAGACAAGAGGAGAGAUACUUAGAUAUUAAUGUAUGUAUUCUUGAGAACUACCCUGAAUGUUCCAAUCCCAGGUUAUUUUAUAUUAUUCCAUAUUUCUGUGGACAGCAUCCAAGGUGCAGGGAGCCUGGUGAGUGGGCCCUCGAAAGAGCAAAAGUGAAUGUGAAUGAAAACUUUCUACUCGUGGGGAUUCUGGAAGAAUUGGAGGACGUGCUGCUUUUACUAGAAAGAUUCUUACCUCAUUAUUUCAAGGAUGUGCUUAGCAUCUACAAAAACCCAGAGCACAGGAAACUUGGCAAUCUGACUGUGACAGUGAAAAAGACCGUCCCUUCUCCAGAAGCCAUACAGAUCCUGUACCAGCGCAUGAAAUAUGAAUACGAGUUUUACUAUUAUGUCAAGGAGCAGUUUCAUCUGCUAAAGCGCAAAUUUGGACUGAGAUCUUCAAGCAGUAACUCUUUCCCCAGGCCAGAAUUUGCCAUUCCUUCUCCGCUGGAAACUGAAGAGCCAGUAACAGAAGAUGAGGGGCAAGAUGAUGAAAAGUGGUUGGAAGACAUCUAUAAAAGGUGAUGCAAGCAUCACUUUCUCCUACGGUUAACAAGUUCCAGAUUUUUCAAAAACGAAUCAUGAAAUUCCUUAAGGAAGUGCAGCAGCAUCUAGACACUUUCUCCCUAGGUUGAAGAGAAAGAGAGAGAGACCUCAUUUUGAGAGGUUUUACAUGUGUUUAAAAGUUAUUUUUGUUUUUCUUGGCUUCAUAUGAUCCUAGUGACUAUGGUAGAUUUCUGAAAAUACCAUCUCUUGUUUUAUUACAAACGUGAUACCAUUCUGUGAUGGUAUUUAUCUAAAUGAGUACGCAUUCUUAUUUUAGCACCUGGAACAAUAGUAUUACGAAUCUGUGUCAGUUUCUAAAUACUGUUAUGCUAAAAUAAUGAAGAAAAGUCUAGCAACAUUUGACAUGGAGGAAAGCUAGAAAGAAUAGUAUGAUUCAUGGAGUUUAGCAUAUUUCGUUUAAGAUUCUGUUACUAGACUGAAGAAUGCAUGGGUGCUACUUUUUGAUAAAAAUGGAAGAAAUCUUUAUCGUUUAAUUCUUAACUUGUUGCUAGACAUUUUUAAUGGGCAGAGCCAGAAUAUUGAAGUAGCUGGGAAAAGGUAUGUGGCUUGUUCUUGGUUAAAAGAACAUUUCUGUAAUGUCCUAAUUGUCUGAGCUGCUUAUCUCAUUAACUGAUUGUAAUUUUGGGAUGCACUUGCUGAAGAUAAUUGUCUCCCUCUGCUAUACAUCUCGUACUCUGGACUAAUGAAAAGCAGAUACUGAAUACUGUGGUGUUAAUUUAAAAAAACCUGGAGGUGCAUUCAGUAAUGGUUAUGGAGGUACAGAACAGGUUUAUUAAAGUUAUCAAGAGAACCAUGAACAUUUUCUCUUUUAACAACAACAGAUGUGUAGGCGUCACAGAUAUUCAUUAAGGCAAUGAGAAUAACAAAUGUCUACUUCAUAAGGUGCUGAGUAGCAGUGUCACCAUGUGUGGUACAUAGCAUGAAAUAGCUACUCUUAAGAGCAAGGAAGUUGUGGGGGAGGGUAUUUCAGAAGUCGCAUUUGGUGUUACUGCUAUUAUUAUUGCAGUUUGUCAACACAUCUCCAGCAGAGUCUCGUCCUGGAACCUGUCAAAAGCAAGUGAUAAUAUAACCCACCACAAUUGAUUGUAUUCUAUUUUCUGCUACUUUCAGGUCAAAAUUAAACACUCAUAAUUGGUUAACACUCAAUGGAUAAAUUUUCUUAUCCCUAGCUACAUUUUAAUGUUGUGUUUCCAAUGCACUACUCUUAAGGAACACACUGGGAGCUGGAAAUUGUUAAUAAAAACCAAGAUGCUGCAUUGUGUAUUUUAAGUGGUUUCUAUGAAAUUACAUUUGAGGAUUAAUGAUUAGUUUACACACUGUGGACUAGUUUUAUUUUGGGAAGAAAACUAAUAUUCACACUUUUUAAAAAUGCUCAGUUUUUUAUCCAUGUUGCAAGAGUCUUGGGUCAUUUAACAUGCUAACUUUUUCUACUAUUUUACUGCCACUUAAAUACAUUUUAAUCAGUCUAUUUAAUACUAUUUUCUGUCAUGAAUACUUUGCAAAAUUAAAAGCAACAGCUGUCAGUUGAUUUACUUGCUAGGUUUUAAUGGUGUAUUUUUUUUUUGUACCGGCAGCUUGUCUUCUACUCCCUGAAAGGUACUUUAUAAAUUUAUUUGGCACAUAAGCUUUUAAGACUCCUAGUGCAACAGGCCAUUUAUCUGUCAUGGAAUAGAUUUUAGAGUUUACUUUAAAUGAUUUAGAAGCACAUUUUCGUUUGUUAAUCGUGUGACUUAUUUAUUGUAACUUUUCAGAACAUUCCAAAUUAUAAGUUGCUCAGGAAAGGAGUUCAUUUAAAUGAUAUUGUUUUGGUCCAGUGUUUUUUGUUUUACAGAAUGAAAAUCACUGUCACAUGCCUUCAGCCCAUGACAGCCUUUUAAAACGUGCCAUGCUUGUCUGAAAAUCUCUAGUGGGAGGGUGGGGGUGGGGAGAACGGGUUCUUGGCUUAUGUGAAAAUAAGGUAGUAUAUGUGUACAUUAGGUUAGUUGUAAAUGAAACAGCCUAUAUUUGGAUGAAAUAUUAAUUAACUUAUUCACUGUUUUUUUUCAGAUAAUUAACAAUUCAUUUAAACAUUUUAUUUUAGUUCAGUAAUAAUUCAAUUCUUUACAGAACAAAGAACAUCCUUCUCCAGAUAAAGGGUCUUCCCUUUUCUUCUUACCAUGGAAAGGGUAUCUUUGUUUUUUCUUAUCAAGACAAAUAACUGCUUUGCCAGUGUCAAUUUACAGUGGGAAAACAGCAUAUGGGGGAAAUAUUAAACCCUGAUUCUUUACAGCACUACAGUUCUUAAUCCAGUUAGGGUAGAUUUAAAAAUUUAAAAAGCUUUUUUAUUAAUUGUAUGAAGAAUACAGUGAACACUUGGCACUACCCUGCCACCAUGCAGUAUUGCUGUUAGGUGGCAUAAUGUUUGAGGUACAGUGAACAGCUUUGAUUGAUUCACUUCUUUUUACUAAAUAACUUAGAUAAGGGUAUGCUACAUAUGUAGGCACUAUUUGUCCACAGUUCUCAGGCAAAUUUAUAAGACUUAAAUUAAAAAAAAACCCUUAAAAUAAAAAUUUUAAUGGCCAAAAAACCCCCACCUCUUGGCUAUAAUUUUCAAAAUGCUAUUAAAAAAUGGUACAUUUGUUUACUUUAUUGUAUUCUUAGGAGGUACAGUUGUGUUGCAGUUUAUCUAGAAUGCACUCCCAUCAUUGUGAAUCCAUGAAUGUUGUUGCUCUUAAAAGUACAUGUGGAAUAUUUUUCUUUCUACGAACAUUCUUUGUCAUCUGGCUUUUGUGAUGACUUACAUCCUUAUUGUGGUAGAAUUUGAUGAUCCAGAUCAGUAAAGCACAUUUGUUCUUUUAAGUAUAGAAAUAGAGAUUCUUCAUGAUAAAAGCAAUCAAGUCUAAUUCCCAACAUUUUAAAAGGAAUUAUUCUGAGUCUGUUGCUAGGAGAAUCUAUACUGAAUGAAUGCUUUUAUUCUCACACCCAAGAAAACUUAUUGUGAAAGGUUUUUGAAAAUAAUUGAAUUCCAUACAAAUCAAUAAAAGCCUGUAAUUCUCAAGGA